AUGACGGCCGCAAUUCCUGCCGACAACCCCCCAGAGGAAACAGACCCUCCAGCCAAUGAUCCCGAAUCUCCACUGACCCCAUUCAGCAAGAGAUUCAAUGCGCGUGCAUGGGCUACAGGGGUCGCUGAGCUGGCGGCGGAGAGAGGUCAGGACUUCCGUCGCGUCGGUUUGUGCAUUCAGGAUCUUCAUGUCUUUGGCUAUAGCACUCCAACAGACUUUCAGAAGACGGUUGCGAAUAUCUGGCUCGCCUUGCCCGGGUUAAUGGCCCGUCGGCUUUGGCCCAGCGCCACUCAAAAUCAGGGCAGACACGGAGGAGAUGCAAUCUAUCCCGCUGAGGUUGAUGUUCAUUUUCCUAUGCUGACCGUGGGGUAUACCCUCACCUUUGCCGCAUCUGCACGCUGUCAGAGGGAGCUCUCGGACGGCGUCACUCGAAAACAAUACUGCGAGCAUCUGCGUGAUGUCGUUAUGACCAUGUACGGUAUCAGUCACACCAUUCACACCAAGAUUGGGGACGAAUUCGUGCGGGGAGCUACCCUAGCCAAUGCACCUUUCCAGUGUUGGGACAAUUCAACACGCGGUCUCGACGCUGCCUACGCCAUCGAGUUCUGCAAAACGCUGCGGCUGCAGUCGGAGUUAUUCGGUCAGACCUGCGCAGUGUCAAUGUAUCAAGCACCGCAAAGCGCAUACGAUCUCUUCGAUAAAGCUCUAGUCCUCUACGAGGGGCGACAGAUUUACUUUGGCCCCGCUCACCGGGCUAAGCAGUACUCCGUCGAUCUUGGAUUCGAGUGUCCGGCUCGUCAGACAACCCCAGAUUUCCUCACCUCCAUGGCUUUCCCUGCAGAGCGCGUCGUUCGUGCGAGAUGCAACCCACCUCGUACGGCGGCCGACUUUGCAGCUGCCUGGAUGAGGAGUGAGGAAUAUAAAGCACUCCAGCAGAGCAUUGAGCUCUACAAAGCCCAGCACCCAAUCGACGGUCCUGACUCUGUCGCCUACAGACAGCUGAAGAGAGCUUGUCAAGCCAAGGGACAGCGUCUCAACUCGCCUCAUCUCCUCAGCUAUUCCCAGCAAGUGAGAUUGUGCAUGUGGCGAGGGUGGAGACGAUUCUGGGCCGACCCUGGUCCCUCUGUGUGGGUUAUGAUCGGCAACGUGAUGACUCUCUAUGCCCAGCGGCCGAUUGUCGAAAAGCAAGCCCGCUAUGCUUUCUACCACGCUUCUGCCGAGUCGUAUGCUUCGGUCCUGGUCGACUUACCCAUGAAAAUCACAGGAACAGUGUCGUUCAAUCUCGUGUUCUACUUCAUGACGAAUCUUGAUCGGACACCCGGCAACUUCUUCUAUUAUCUGUUUGUGGUCUUUCUAAUUGUUCUCGCCAUGUCGGGAGUCUUCCGGUUCAUCGGCGCUGUAUCUCGUACAGAACAACAAGCAAUGGUUCCCGCCUCGAUUCUAAUGCUUGCCCUGCUCGUCUUCACUGGCUUCGUGGUUCCAAUCCGCUACAUGCGCUCCUGGUGCCGCCGGAUCAAUUACCUCAAUCCGGUCGCUUAUGGGUACGAAUCGCUGAUGGUCAACGAAUAUCACGCGCGUAAUUUCGCCUGUGCGGCAUAUAUCCCAACCUAUACGUCUGCUGGCAGCACGAGUGUAGCCUGUGACGCCGUGGGCGCGGUGCGUGGCCAAGACUACGUGAGCGGGGAUGCGUAUAUCGGCACCGCCUACAGCUAUUACCAUAGUCACAAGUGGCGCAAUGUCGGGAUCAUCAUUGCCAUGGUGAUCUUCAAUCAUCUCGUCUACUUUCUAGCGAGUGAGUACGUCACGGCCAAGAAGUCCAAAGGUGCAAUUCUUUCAGACGUCGAGUCGUUGCCCUCAGGCCCAGUGACAGCCCUACUCGAAAAGCCGAGGGGUGACUACAAGCCUACCCAGACGCCGGCCUUUCAGGGCUCCCGAGGUGUAUUCCACUGGAGCAAUGUGUGCUACGAUAUCAAGAUCAAAGGUAAACCCCGCCGGAUUCUGGAUCAUGUGGAUGGGUGGGCGAAGCCAGGCACUUUGACGGCCCUCAUGGGGGUAUCUGGGGCCGGUAAGACCACUUUGCUGGACUGUCUUGCGGACCGCCGCGCAGGGGUGGGCAUCUUGACUGGAGAGAUGCUGGUUGAUGGAAAGCUGCGAGAUAAGAGCUUCCAGCGCAAGACUGGUUAUGCGCAGCAGCAAGAUUUGCACCUGGAGACGACCACCGUGCGCGAGGCCCUUACAUUCUCAGCUCUUCUUCGCCAACCGGAGAGUGUGCCAGAAGCGGAGAAGCUAGUUUACGUCGAUGAGGUUAUUGAGUUGCAGGACAUGCAGGAUUACGCCGAUGUUGGGGUGGGCGUCCCCGGAGAAGACCUGAAUGUCGAGCAACGCAAGCAUCUAACGAUUGGCGUUGAACUGGCUGCGAAGCCCCCAUUGCUACUGUUCAUUGACGAGCCGACAUCCGGGCUGGACUCUCAAACCAGCUGGGCUAUUCUCGACCUCCUGACCAAACUGUCCAAGGCGGGUCAAUCAAUCAUCUGUACCAUCCACCAGCCUUCAGCUAUGUUAUUCGAACGUUUUGAUCGUCUGUUACUCCUUGCUGAAGGGGGUAAGACGGUGUAUUUUGGUGACAUUGGAGCCAACUCUAAAAUCCUGGUGGAUUACUUCCAGAGAAACGGUGCGAAGCCUUCUCCUCCGAGUGCCAAUCCAGGCGAAUGGAUGCUGGAAGCAAUUGGCGCUGCCCCUGGCAGCAAAUCAGAGGUCGAUUGGCACGAAAUCUGGCGCUUCAGCCCCGAAUACCGCGAUGUUCAGAUCGAACUGGCGAGGCUUCGAUCCAUCACUACAUCUGAUACCCUGAGCACCAGCAGUGAUGACCCGGCCUCUUAUAAUGAGUUUGCGGUUUCAACAUGGCGCCAGUUUGUUCUAUUAGCCCAGCGUUCCUUCAAACACACCUGGCGCACUCCGUCCUACAUCUACUCCAAGCUUUUACUCUGCACUGCCACAAGCUUGUUCAUCGGCCUCGUUUUUCUCAACUCGCCACUCAGCAUCCAAGGACUGCAAAACCAAAUGUUCGCAAUCUUCGAGCUGAUGAGCAUCGUCGGCCAGCUGGUAGACCAACAAUUCCCCCACUUCAUCGCACAGCGCUCGCUGUACGAAGCUCGCGAGCGACCAGCUAAGACCUACAGCUGGCGAGUGUUCAUGCUGAGCCAGAUCCUAUGCGAGAUCCCCUGGUACACACUUGCUUCGGUAUUCAUAUGGGCACUGUUCUAUUUCCCCGUGGGAUUCUACCGCAAUGCCGACGCCGCCGCCGGCCAGGACACGGAGAGAGGCGCGCUCAUGUGGCUCCUCUUCUGGGUAUUCCUGCUGUGGGUGUCGACCUUUGCGCACCUGUGCAUCUCUUUUGCGGGCUCCGCUGCCGACGGGGGCAAUAUCGCCAAUUUCAUGUUCGUCCUGGCCUUCUUCUUCUGCGGUGUGCUGGCGUCGCCAGACCGGAUGCCCCGGUUCUGGAUCUUCCUCUACCGCGCCUCGCCUCUGUCGUACUAUGUUUCCGCCGUCUUGUCGACCGGUCUCGCUAAUAUCGACGUAACGUGUGCGAGUAACGAGUUCACUGUAUUGGAUCCGCCGUCUGGCCAAACGUGUGGCGAGUAUCUGGCCGAGUAUAUCUCCCCGGCCGGAGGGUAUCUGCUGGACACGAAUGCCACGAGCGACUGCCACUAUUGCAAGGUCAAGGAGACGAAUACAUAUCUGGCAGCGAUCCAUUCGAAUUACAGUACUCGCUGGCGCAACUUUGGCACCAUGUGGGCGUAUGUCGCCUUCAACGUGGUGGGCGCGUUGGCUCUGUACUGGCUGGCCCGAGUGCCUAAGGGGGAGAAGGAGCAGAAGUAGAAACAGUAGUGCUCUCAGCAUGUUGAGAGGCAAUCGUGAGGAGAACCUGUAAUAUGGGGGGGGAUAUUGGUCAAAAUGGUAGGUAGAAUGCGACCGUGGCGAAGGACCCCCGACCCUCCGACGGCUCAGUCGAGUGUCAACAACCCAAAGUACAAAUUAGCACCAGCCAAUAUUAUUAUUGAUAGCAGACAAACUAAGUAUCU
This is a messenger RNA of Aspergillus aculeatus ATCC 16872, 4082 nucleotides long. RefSeq lists its product as uncharacterized. The transcript has 10 exons. Bases 1 to 3879 code for a protein of 1292 amino acids. Gene Ontology annotation, molecular function: ATP binding; ATP hydrolysis activity; ABC-type transporter activity. The record is from RefSeq and is a predicted model, not a curated record. Gene Ontology annotation, cellular component: membrane. NCBI's taxonomy places the organism in Eukaryota, Fungi, Ascomycota, Eurotiomycetes, Eurotiales, Aspergillaceae. Gene Ontology annotation, biological process: transmembrane transport.